This is a messenger RNA of Podarcis lilfordi (Lilford's wall lizard), 8934 nucleotides long. Lineage: Eukaryota; Metazoa; Chordata; Lepidosauria; Squamata; Lacertidae. The record is from the annotation of a GenBank genome assembly.
CCUCCUCCCUCCCCAACUCAGAGAGAUAGAAGCAGAGAGAGAGGAAGGAAGAGGUGGGGGGUCUCGGGUGAGUUUGCAGUGUGGGGUUUUUUGGGAGGGGGUGGAAAUGAUGGGGGGUUUUGCCGGGUUGAGGCGGGAGGGGGGGGAAGGGUUCUUUGGGAAGCAAGUUAAGAAGGGGAAAGUCUUCCCAGCUCCCCCUGCCCCCCUCCCGGGAAAAGACCCGCCCCCGCCUCGCCGAAGCCCCCCUCCCUCCUUGACAAGGCCACUCUGCCAGGCAAGCCUUUUGGGGAAGCACCCGCUUUGCAGGGCGCCUCCUCCUUUGCGUGUUUUAAACCGCCCAUAGAGCUGGAAGGGACCCCCAGGGGCUAUCCAGCCCAACCCCCGCAGGAAUCCCAGGCGAGGAAUCCCUGGCAUGUGGGCGAAAGAGAGUUAGCCCGUUCCUCCUUCAAACAGCUCUUAGUUGUUGUUGUUGUUUAGUUUAGUUUACUUGUUGUUGUUGUUGUGUCCGACUCUUCGUGACCCCAUGGACCAAAGCAUGCCAGUUUGAACUAAGCUCCCGCAGUUUGGUCAAGCUCAUGUUCGUAGCUUCUUUUUUUAAAAGAAUAUUUUUUAAAAAAUUAUUAUUUUCCUUAUACAAAUUUUACAAUACAAUACAAUACAAUAAAUUAAAAAUAUUUUUUUCCUUACCUGAGUUGAUGAUAUCCAUUUCCGCAGUCACACAAUCAAUCAUUCAGUAGCUGAAUUGGGUUCCACACAGUCACAAAAACAAAUUAACCGGAAAAGCCUCAAAAUUGGUGCAUGCGCCCCGGAAACAAUAGCCGACAGCCGCGUUGGACGUUCAGCUUCCGAAAAAUGUUCGAAAACCGGAACGCUUAGUUCCGGGUUUUCGGUGUUUGGGAACCAAGGCAUUUGAGAACCAAGGUACCACUGUAUAAAUAAUAUUCUUGGACUUGGGGGAGUGCUCACACCGCACUGCCUGAGAGGCGGCGCAGAGUAGUGGUUAGUGUGCUGGACUAGGACAUGGGAGAUCAGGAUUCAAAUCCCUGCUCACCCACGAAGCCCACUGGGUGACAUUGGGUCAGUCAGGCUGACCUACGCCGCAGGGUUGUUCUGAGGUGUGGCGUUUGCCCGUUCAUUUGAAAAUGUCUGUAUGGGGGGGGAGAAAGGGUUAAUAUGUAGACCAAUAGGAAAGCUGGAGGCGGAGCCUACCUGCUUAUAAAAGGGCUUAGCCCAGGUUGGUUUUAGUGGGUUGGUUGGUUGGGAAAAGCAGUUGGAAAAGCAGUUGGCAGGCAGUUGGAAAUAAGAGAGACAGUUAGUGCAGUUGGUUCUUGUGUGAGGGUAGGUAGAAGAGAUAGAGACAGGAUAAAAUACAGUGGUAACUCGCAAGACGAAUGCCUCGCAAGACGGAAAACCCGCAAAACGAAAGGGUUUUUGGUUUUUUGAGUUGCUUCGCAAGACGACUUUCCCUAUGGGCUUGCUUCGCAAGACGGAAACGUCUUGCAAGUGUGUUUCCUUUUUCUUAAAACCGUUAAUACAGUUGCGACUUGACUUCGAGGAGCAACUCAUAGCACGCGGUGUGGUAGCCUUUUUUGAGGUUUUUGAAGACUUUUGUGAUUUUUGAAGCUUUUCCAAAACUUUUCCGACGCCGUGCUUCGCAAGACGAAAAAAACCGCAAGACGAAAAAACUCGCGGAACGAAUUAAUUUCGUCUUGCAAGGCACCACUGUAAGACUAAGAAGGUAAAGAAUAACAGCGUUUGGAAUGCAGUUAAAGUUUGUUUGUGUCUGCAAUAAACUACACUCUUCUUGGUUAACUUGAGAACCUGACUGAGACUAAGUGAUUUACCGGGGAGGACCUGGUUGGUGGCAGAGGAUUAGUGGUGUAUGGGUCAAUAGUCUGUGAGACGACCGGGGGCUCCGUACGAAAAAAUUGAGAGGGGGCAAAGUGUGUACAUCCCCUUGAGCUCUUUGGAGAAAAGGUGGGGUAGAAAUGUAAUAGCAGUUUUUUAAAAAAUCCAGUUACUGACCUGUUAAAUUGGUGGUAGGACUCUCAGGGCGGUCUAGAAGCGAUUGUACAAGACACUUUCUUCUGAGUGGACUUGCCAUUGUACAGAUAUAUGGUGCGACCGUGUUUGUAAUCCUAUGUAUGGUUCUGGUCAUGCCUCACCUCCAAAAGGAUAUCGCACAAAUGUUCAAGGGGAUGGAGCUACAUAAGGAAAGGUUGCAGCCUUUGAAGGGACCCCAAUGGUCAUCUGUUCCAACCCCCAGCAAUGCAGAGGGAAUAUUUAUAAGUGAGGGAAUACAAUAGUACAUCGAUACGUGACACAACCUCUCAUUCUUACUUUCUUUUCCAAAGGGAGAAUCUUGAACUGACUGCUGAAAGCCUCCUGUUUUGCCUAAAACUCACCUGCUUGCCUGUAGACCAGCAGUGCAUUUCCUGCGUGCGUCUACUCAGAAGUAAGCCCCGCUGAUUUCAACAGGACUCCACUCCCAGGUGAACACAUAUAGGAUUGCACCCUUUUAGGUCUUUUGAGACUAAUCAGGGGCCUCCUCACACAACCUUUGUCCUGGGAAUGGAAGGAACUUUGCAGCAAAAGGACUUUUUGGUCUGGAAGGGAGCUGAGAUGUAUCUCGGAGGUAAAAUGGGUCUUCCAGGCCCAGCAAGGGAGGCGUCAGGAAAAGGCCCCGGCUCAUUUUUGGCUGAGAACUCUGGGGAAUUCCAAAAAAGAAGAGGGCAGAAGAUCCUGAAUGAAGAAGCGGUAAGUUCAAACACUCUCUGCCGGCGCUUCAGGCGUUUCCGCUACCAGGAGGCCGAGGGGCCCCGCGUGGCCUGCAGUCGACUCCACCGUCUCUGCCGCCAGUGGCUCAAGCCGGAAAGGCACACCAAGGCCCAGAUGCUGGACCUAGUGAUCCUGGAGCAGCUCCUGGCUGUCCUCCCCCCGGAGAUGGAGAACUGGGUCAGGGAGUGUGGGCCAGAGACCAGUUCCCAAGCGGUGGCCCUGGCCGAAGGUUUCCUUCUGAGUCGGGAGGAAGACAGAAAGCAGGAAGAGGAGCAGGUGAGAAAGUUGAACACCCUGAUAGUUCUAGGGAGCUGGGAUUGUACCUAAGGAGGGGUUGUUUUUUGUUUUUCUAAAUCAUUUUUAUUAAGUUUUCCAUUUUAACAAUCCAAUCAGGUCACAUUAAAUAUUCCAAAUUAUACAUAUAAAAUAAUCCAAAUAUUCUGAUGAAUUAUAAUUUUUUUGUUGGGGCUUCCCAUGCUUCGAGUUCGGGGGGGGGGCUCUGAUUAUCUCAUAUCUCUGCUGCUUUUGAUAGUCAUUUCUAAUAGUUCCUUUAAAUCUUCCUGUUGUUUUCCUUCUUUCACUGCCUCUGAUUUGUUUCCACAAGCGAGUUGAAGCAAAACGAUGUGUUUCUGUGUGGGUUUUAUGUGUACGAUACCCCUCUGUCUGUGCAGCAUCUCCUCACACGCUGGUAUUUCUGCCGAAUCAAUCCAAAAGUCUUUUCACUGCUGGCAGCCGCCAUCUUCUCUCAGUUCCGAUGAAACAAUUCCAGGCGUCUGCUCAUUAAUUUUCCCAGACCGGUUGCAUCAAACAUUAGCCUUUCCAGGGGAGAUUGACCAAAUCAGACUUGAAAUACAAAUAUAAUGACAUAUUAAGGGCUCAUCUCCCCCUAUGACUUUAUAACUCUGCAGCUCGGUCUUAUUCCAUCAUGGCGGAUUUCCAGAUUAAAAGGAAGGGUUGCAUUUUGACAUGCAGUUCCUUGCAAUGGAGAGAUUUCACCACCUCUAGAGGCCGAUUGUUCCGCUGGUCAGACAAGGCCAUCUGACUUUGCCUGUGGCAAACCUGCAAGCAGGACACGGGCACAAGAGCCCUCUUAACCCCUGAGGUUUCCAACAGCUGUUUUUCAGAAGCCCUGCUGGCUGCAACCGUGGAGAGCAGAGCACGGCCACCAUGGAUUGCCAGAUAGUUAUUCACGAUGCGCUGGGUGGGGAGGCCCAGACAUUCCGCCUGCCCCAUUGAUUUCAGCAGGGUUUUGCAGAGACUUAGGGGAGGGAGGCGUGAAUCCAUCCCUUGGUCGGUAUUGUUUCUCUCAACUCCUCCCCAUUUCCCUGCAUGGGAUCCUUCUGUUCCAGGUGCUGGAAGUGAUCAUCGAUUCCCCCAAGGCAGAGUUUGGCCUGCCCAGUACCUGUCAGGUCCCGUUAUUUGGGGUAAUCAACCAAGAGGAUCGUCCAUGGAACAUGUUACCGGGUAAGGGAGGAUCCCUUUUUGGUGGGGGUGCACCUAGCUGUCAACGUUUCCCUUUUCUAAAGCGAAAUUCCCUUAUCGCGAAUAGGAUUCCUCACAAGAAAAGGGAAAAGUUGACACCUAUGGAUGCAAAGUUCCCAGGAGAAAGUCCAGCUCCCCCUCUCCUCUUGUGGGGCCUGGAAUUCACCCACAGUUUGCUGAUGUACUACUGCUUUCCACAUUUUGCCUCCACCACCUCUUCACAGGGAACGGGAUGACAUCACCGCCACCCCCUGAAAGGUCUCUUAAGGGCGGAGCAGAAGCAGCUGCUGUGCAGCCGGCUCAGGUAAGGAAAGGAUCAUUGAAAAAUAUUUGCAAGGCAGGGAGAGACUGAUUGAUAUCAAAACUGUGUAUGUACAGUGAGGGGGAUAAAGUAUUUGAUCCCCUGCUAAAUUUGCCCGUUUGCCCUCUGACGAAGAAAUGACCAGUCCAUAAUUUUAAUGGUAGGUUUACUGUAGCUGUGAGAGACAGAAUAACAAUGGGGAAAACCCCCAGAAACCCAGAAGACAAAAGUCAGAGAUUGAUGUGCAUUAUAAUCUCAAAGAGCCAGCAGAUAUCAGGCUACCUGGUAUCUUCAUGUCCCAGUUUUUAAUGUUUGAUGUUUUAUCAUGUUUUUAUUAUUUUGUUGGGAGCCGCCCAGAGUGGCUGGGAAAACCCAGCCAGAUGGGUGGGGUAUAAAUAAAUUGUUGUUGCUGUUGUUGUUGUUGUUAAUGAACUGCUUUGACACUGUCAUUUAUUGUUGGAAAAGCAGAAUAAUUUUUUAAAAUAUUAUAUUAAAUCAGCCCUGUAGGGAAAUUACCUUUCCCUGCACACAUCAAACAUCUCUCUCCUCAUUUGGGAGUGAAGGACUACCAUUAUCCUUUGACUUGCCUGUUAACAGGGGAACACCACAUUCUUCCUCCCCCUCUUCUUCUUCCAGGGUCCCCUGUCCUUUGAGGAGGUGGCUGUGUGUUUCACAGAGGAUGAGUGGUCUCUGCUGGAUCCAGGCCAAAGAACAUUGUACAGAGAAGUCAUGCUGGAGAAUUCCCGGAAUGUGGCCUUGCUGGGUAAAGGAUUUCAUAUUAUUAUUUUACUUUAGCAGUUUCUGUAUUGCCUUAACUGCACAAGUCUAUAAUCUGUGCACAAUAAAUGCAGUUCAGGGAAGAUUCAAAUAAUUAGUUAAAAUGGUGAAUUAAGAAUUCACUUAAAGGAUCAAUCUUUGCUCCGAGUUUAGGUAGCCUCUGCUGUUUCCAGCAACUAGUACUUAGAAGCAGCAGCAUCAUGGCAAGUAGCCAUUGAUAGCCUUUACCUCCAUAAAGCCAUCCACAUUGAUGAGCAUCACCUCCUCUUGUGGGAACAAGCUCCAUAGUUCAACUAUGUGUUGCAUGAAGAUGUACUUCUCAUUUUAUUAAAGCAAUAAUUUUAGUUUAAAGAGAUAAUUUUAUUAAAUGAUAAAGAAGGGAACACAGUCUAGGAACCUGUUUCUGUUGAAUUAUACACAACACCUCUAAGGGCAGAUCCAUUGAAAACGUGCAUUCAAAACACACAUUCAAAGCACAGGACUUCCCUCAAAUCCUGAGAACAUCCGUUUCAUUCUGACAGAGUUACAGUUGCCAGCACCCUUGAUAAAAUACAGUUCCCAGGAUUCAUUUGAGGAAGCUUGAAUGUUGGAAAGGACCACAAGGGUUCUCUAGUCCAACCCCCAGCAGUGCAGGAAUCUCAGCCAAUGCAUCCAUGACAGAUGGCCAUCCAACUUCUACUUAAAGACCACCAAGGAAGGAGAGAGCCCACAACCUCCCGAGGGAAACCGUUCCACAGUCAAACCACUCUUACUGCCAGAAAGUUCUUCCUGAGGUUUAGUCGGAAUCUCCUUUCUAGCGUAUCCAGAGGUACCACUGUACCUUGAAUCCAUUGGUUUGGAUAAACCUGAUGUGCCUUGACUAAACCACAUAUGUGCAGCCUCUUCUCUAUGGGAGUGAAUUUGGUUUGUUGAAAAGCUUUCUGCCCUUUCCUUCUUUUUAAAAAAAAUUUAUUAACAAUUUCAACAUAACAAAAUAUCAAAACAUAACAUAUUCAUUACUUUUUUCCCUCCCCCCCCCACUUCCGCAACAAGACUUUCCUCAGCUCCUCUCUCUGAUUUCUCAACACAUGUUGUUCUCUGCAUACUGUAAAAUCGUAUAAAUCCUUACAUUAUCUAUCUACCAUGCUAUCAAUCAAUAAAUUUGUGUAUGUUUAUUCAAAACCUGCCAAGGAGUCCAGUUCAUUUUGUUGUCUUUUUAGAUAAUUUGUAAAAAGUUCCCAUUCUUCUUUGAAGUCACAGUUGUCCUUAUCUCGCAGUUUGUAUGUCAGUUUAGCCAGUUCUGCAUAGUUCUUGCCACUGUUCUUUUGUCGGGGUUUCCUCAUUCUUCCAUCCUUGUGCUUUCAAGACUCUUGCUGCUGUUGUAGCAUAUAUAAACGAAUUCUUUAUUUUCCUUAGCAGGUCUUGUCCUACAAUCCCUAACAGAAAUGCUUCUGGUUUUUUUACAAAUGUCAUUUUAAACAUUUUCUUCAAUUCAUUAUAUAUCAGCUUUCCGCCCUUUUUAACCAGGCUCCUCUCUUUUCUUCCAGAAGGUGAUGGGUGGCCCAGUAAGGAUGAGGAGGGACCAUCCAGAGAGUCCUCGGAAAGGAGCAAGUAUCAAGAGACAGAAGAGGAAAUCAGAAAUCACAAAGGGCCAAAAAAUCAGGAGCGGAAUCAGCUGGAGGUGUGGAUGAACGAAUCAGUUAAUUGGCAGGGCAGCAGCUUCCCCAAAGUUCCUAUUCAGCAAGAAAAGCAGAAAGGAGCAAAGAGGAACGUCUGCCCGGUGUGCGGGAAAGGGUUCGGUCACAAAUCGGACCUUAACGUGCACUGGCGAAUCCACACAGGGGAGAAGCCAUUCAAAUGCCUGGAAUGCGGCAAGAGCUUCACCCAGCGUGCAAACCUUGCGUCGCAUCAAAGGAUCCACACGGGGGAGCGGCCCUACAAAUGCGCCGAGUGCGGAAAGGGCUUCUACGACAAGUCGAGCCUCGCUAUCCACCAAAGAAUCCACACGGGGGAGAAGCCGUACCAGUGCUUGGUGUGUGGAAAGAGCUUCCACCAGAGCUUCGGCCUCACCUCUCACCAGAGGAUCCACACGGGGGAGAAGCCCUACGUCUGCUCGUACUGCGGGAAGGGCUUCUACGACAAGCCGCACCUCACCAGGCACCAAAGGGUCCACACCGGCGAGAAGCCGUACAAAUGCUUGGUGUGCGGGAAGAGCUUCAGCCAGAUCACGAGCUACACGUCCCACCAGAGAAUCCACACGGGGGAGAGGCCCUUCAUGUGCUCCCACUGCGGGAAGAGCUUCUACGACAAGUCCAACCUCCUCACCCACCAAAGAAUCCACACCGGGGAGAAGCGGUACAAGUGCCUGGAGUGCGGGAAGAGCUUCAGCCAGAAGAAGAACCUGACUUGCCACCAGAGCAUCCACACCGGCGAGAAACCUUACCAGUGCCUGGAGUGUGGGAAAUACUUCCGCCAGCACACGGACCUCACUUCCCAUCAGAGAAUCCACACGGGAGAGAAGCCGUACCAGUGCCUGGAAUGCGGGAAGAGGUUCUAUAGGAAAGCCGAUCUAAACAGGCACCAGAGGAUUCACGUCGGGGCGGGGAACCCCAUCAUUUCCUGGAACGUUGAGAUGCCUUCAGAAGGGGUAUCGGUCUUGCGUCCUAUCAGAGAAUUCGCCCAGGAGAGCCAGUAUGUCACCCCUGAGAUGCUGCUGAAUCACCCCUUGUUAGUCAUUGAGGAAUCCACAUAGCAGAGGCUCCUCCUGUUGUUGUUUAGUCGUGUCCGACUCUUUGUGACCCCAUGGACCAGAGCACGCCAGGCCCUCCUGUCUUCCACUGCCUCCCACAGUUUGGUCAAACUCAUGCUGGUAGCUUCGAGAACACAGUCCCACCAUCUCAUCCUCUGUCGCCCCCUUCUCCUUGCGCCCUCCAUCUUUCCCAACAUCAGGGUCUUUUCCAGGGAGUCUUCUCUUCUCAUGAGGUGGCCAAAGUACUGGAGCCUCAGCUUCAGGAUCUGUCCUUCCAGUGAGCACUCAGGGCUGAUUUCCUUCAGAAUGGAUAGGUUUGAUCUUUUUGCAGUCCAUGGGACUCUCAAGAGGCUCCUCCUAGUUCCCCCAAAUAAAUAUUUGGGGUGUGGAAAAGGAUCAAGCUAUUUAAAUAUGCAGACUUUUUUAAAUAAACCAGACAUCAAUGCAGACACAGACUGAUGCUGGUAGCUGUCACCCUUCUGGGAAAAAAAAAAGAGUAGGCCCCACAUUUAUUUACUUGGGUAUAUUAUAGCCUAUGGCACCCUUCAGGUGAUUUUGGACUACAGCACCUAACAGCUGCACACUAGUACGCCCAUUGCAGUCCAAAAACCUCUGAGGGAGGCUGCUAUAAUGCAUGUUUUUAUGCCUUACUGGGUCCUGUUAUUAUUUCUUGACUGGUUUGCAUGAAGCUUCCUUUUAUUUCCCCUGUGCCUUAGUUUUUUUAUUAAAAAUUAUUAUGAUUAAUAUAUAUAUAUAUAUAUAUAUAUAUAUAUAUACACAUUUGAUGGAAACUAUUUCUUUCCAUUGGUCUGGAAUUCUGACUGUGCCCUGCCUUUUGUAGUCAACGCACAUUAAAACACGUUUAGCU